UGAAACUACCGAACUUUGAGGUGCUUCCGUUUACACGUUCGGCGUAUCGCCAUGGCCGCCAAGCUGUACGCUACAGCUUCUGUUUUUCUUUGCUUCCUGUGUGUGUCUGUCUCUGCUGAUAAAGAGGAAAAGGUGGAGGAAUUCUUUAAGAGUGGGCAUACUAACAACUGGGCAGUGCUGGUUGAUACAUCAAGAUUCUGGUUUAACUAUCGUCAUGUUGCCAAUGUGCUGUCAAUUUACCGCAGUGUCAAACGUCUUGGUAUACCAGACAGCCACAUCAUUCUGAUGAUAGCAGAUGACAUGGCAUGUAAUCCUCGUAAUCCACGACCAGCUACUGUCUUCAACAAUGCUAAUCAGCAGAUCAAUGUCUAUGGAGAUGAUGUUGAAGUUGAUUACCGAGGAUAUGAGGUGACAGUUGAAAACUUCAUUCGAGUUCUUACAGGUCGCCUGCCCCCCAGCACCCCACGCUCAAAACGCCUCCUGUCGGAUGAGCGAAGCAACAUACUUGUGUAUAUGACAGGACAUGGAGGGGACGGCUUUCUCAAGUUCCAGGAUGCAGAAGAAGUAUCAAACGUAGAGCUUGCAGAUGCAUUUGAGCAGAUGUGGGAAAAGGGAAGGUACCAUGAGUUGCUGUUCAUGAUUGAUACAUGUCAAGCAGAGUCUAUGCACCAAAAGUUCUAUUCUCCAAAUAUCUUGGCUGUUGCCAGUAGUCGUGUAGGCGAAGAUUCCUUGUCGCACCAUGUUGACCCAGCACUUGGGGUGUACGUUAUAGACCGCUACACAUAUCAUGCCUUGGAGUUUCUGGAAGGUGUUAAGCCAGGCAGCAAGAAAACCGUGGGUCAAUUUCUAAAAGUUUGCCCACGUCAUCAGUGCAUAUCAACUGUAAGUGUACGCAAAGACCUAUUCCAAAGGGACCCUGAGAAGGUACUGUUAACAGACUUUUUUGGGAGUGUACGUAACGUGGAGCUGACCACAAAUACCAUUCAUCUUCACAAUUUGACCCUGUCAGAGAACACACAUCAUUGCAGCAAAAAUACCUGUAGUAAACUGCGGUCACAGGGAAGAACACUGGGGUACGCUGAUCAGUUUCCGCUACCACUUUAACACCAAGAUUAUGUACUCCCCUUUAUUCCAUCAUAAUAUUUCUUUCAUUCAUUGUGAAACUAAAUGAUGUAUGUUGGUGCUGUGUGGCGUGUACCUGUAGCAGAUCUGCUGUCCUACCUCCAACACUCAGUUGCAGCACUCCUACUGAAAAUGCUGUUAUCUUAACAUUUUCUGAACUGUAAUGGCACAAACAUUAAUUUUCAGUCCAUUGUCAAAAAUGGCAUAAUACCUGUAAAAUAAUGAGCUCAAUUUUCACAGAACCCGGGUUCUCCUUAAAACUUGAAAGUUAAGAAAGAAAACCUGAAUAACUAGAAUUUUAUGAUGCAAACGCAGCUAGAAUACUCUCUGUGUAAUUGCCAAGAAAGCAAUCAGAUGUGGUAAGGCCAUCAGCGUUUCAGUCUUUGAUCAUUCAUUCUUGAUCAAAAUGCACUUCAAAAGGUGCAAAUCACACAGAUAUGAAUAUUGUCCAUCGUCUAGAAAUUAUUAUGUAACAUUUGAUCUAGAUCAGCUUAUUCUGAGACUGUAUAUUGAACACAUUUGUGUUGUGUAUACACUAUUUUAGAUAUACAGUAGAUUUUUUACUCUGCCAACAUUUGUGACAUGAAUUUCAUGCAUUUGCACCAGUUUUAUGUGACAGUGUAAAAUCCAUAUCUUCAUUCCUUCAACUCACACAAACAUCCUUUUUGCUAAUUUAAAAAAAAGUACUGCCAAAAAUAUAACGCAGUUCUGAUUAUAACUAUUCUUUUUAAAAUCAUGUUUGUGUAGUAAUAAAUCAACUUCUUUGUGUGCAUGCUUGCAGACAUGUACCAGAGAAAGCUUAGAAAUGUUUUAUUGUUGGUAAAUCUUCAUUACAAAAUGUAUGAUGUGUAAAAAAAAAAAUUGGAAUUUUUUGCAUUACUGACAGAUUUUUAAGUGAAAAAGUUUUGUACCCAUGCUGUCAUUUUUAGAAUAAGCAAUAAUUAUAAUUGAUUUAUAUAGUGCAUCUUCUUCAGGCUAUAUAUACUUUAGAAAAUAGAAAAUACCACCUUUGUGAAAUAUAAUCUAGAAAAUAUGAUUGUAUUUCCAUUUUAUUCCCAUUAAUCAGUCUUUCAGGACACAGGAAAUUUAU
This is a messenger RNA of Pomacea canaliculata, 2212 nucleotides long. Its product is annotated as GPI-anchor transamidase-like. The transcript has 10 exons. Gene Ontology annotation, cellular component: GPI-anchor transamidase complex. Bases 52 to 1104 code for a protein of 350 amino acids. Lineage: Eukaryota; Metazoa; Mollusca; Gastropoda; Architaenioglossa; Ampullariidae. Gene Ontology annotation, molecular function: GPI-anchor transamidase activity. Gene Ontology annotation, biological process: protein localization to cell surface; attachment of GPI anchor to protein; proteolysis. The record is from RefSeq and is a predicted model, not a curated record.